Symsagittifera roscoffensis is the source of this 2991-nucleotide messenger RNA. RefSeq lists its product as uncharacterized. The coding region runs from base 193 to 2883 and encodes 896 amino acids. Gene Ontology annotation, molecular function: protein binding. NCBI's taxonomy places the organism in Eukaryota, Metazoa, Xenacoelomorpha, Acoela, Convolutidae. The transcript is spliced from 16 exons. The record is from RefSeq and is a predicted model, not a curated record.
CACAUUUAAACAACCAUGUAAAUCCUUUUUUAACGCUCACGCUUUCUUUCACUUAGAGUUUCAGAUAGCCUGCAUUCGAAUUCGAAAACUACAGUGUUUAUAGCUCGACCACUUUGAACAUUUAAAGCAUUAUCUAUCUUUAUAGGAUCCCCUUUUUGUUUUUUAUACAAGCUUACUUCUGCCAAGUUCCAAAUGGAUAAUAUUUUCAUUUUGGCACUUUCCCUGGCAACUAUCAGGUUUUCUAACGCAGAAAUUGCGCUGGUCGAAUACGAAGAUGCCACGAACUCCAGUGGUAUCGCAAUUGGCAUUACAAUGACAUUCACCCCAGGCACUCUGUACCGAGAUGAGUCAGUGGUCUUUCAGCUGAACAGUGAAGGCUGGUUUUUCGACAAUGGUUACACAGAUGGCCAACCAGGAUAUGGACUGGAACAGGGAAGAGCUUACAGCUACCGACUGGAAGACAACAUCGGCAGAGAUAUCACCGAAAUCUUUUGCACUCAUCCUGCUCCUGCUUAUGAUCUGAGGACCACUAUGUUGAAUGAAACCCUUGCGCUCGUUGUGCACACCAGGAUUCCUGCAUCCCUUGCGAGUAGCUAUUACAUAGGAUUGCUUGAGCUUGAUAAAUAUUUCGACUUCUUCGAAGGUCAUGAUGACUUCAUUUUAGAUCCUGCUCCUGCUUAUGAUCUGAGGACCACUAUGUUGAAUGAAACCCUUGCGCUCGUUGUGCACACCAGGAUUCCUGCAUCCCUUGCGAGUGGCUAUUACAUAGGAUUGCUUGAGCUUGAUAAAUAUUUCGACUACUUCGAUGACAAUCCCUUCAAACUUUCUGUAGGAACCCAGGUGCCUGUCAACGUUAGUUUCACCAACUUAACUUUCGUCAUAACACAAGCCCACAUUUGCCCAAAAACGGAACCAGUGGAACAAAGGAGUGAAUACGCUAUCUCAAACACGAUCCGAACACGCCCCAAUGAUGUUGGUCUGUCCACAUCACAGCAAACUACCCAGACUUCAAUCGAAUUGAAUUUGGCCACUCAAGAUUCCGGAUAUGGACUGGACUACAUUCUUUACCGUGACGAUGUCGGGGUGAAAACUUUUUCGUACCCCCUCUACUCUGGCUUGGACGAACCUUGGACUGACACAGACUUGUCUCCGGGAAUUAAAUACAAGUUCCAGUUGAAAGCUGAAGAUUCGUUCAGUGGAAUAACUGUGAUGUCAGAUUAUGUCAUUGUCUGCACUAACCCACCCGACCCGAUCCAAUUGGUAUGCAGCUUGAAUGCUGAAACAAUGAUGGCCGAGAUCAAUUGGGAAAUUCCUCAGGGGAAUUACGGAGCCAAUCUUGAAUCUCAAAUCAGCAAGGAUGUCAAUAAUCAGCCAAUCCACGUAGCCGGUGGAACUGCAUACAGCUGGCCUGCGUCCCUGGACCCCAGUGCCAGUCACUCAUUUUCAGCCCGGCUUUUCUUCACUUGCCCAACUGGUGAUGCAGGUGCGAAAUAUAGUAACUGGGUGUCUGUAUCAGUGGAGGCUGCUACGCCUGUCUUGUCCGUCGUACUUCUGAAUCAAUCGACCGUUUCAAUCAAUCUACAGCACUUUCAAAACUACAGAAACAUCAGGCUGUUCAUAGAUGGUAUUAUGAGAGAUCCUCAACCAUCUGUUUUUCCUUUGAAAAUUAGUGGCUUGGAAGCCAACAGAAUCUACGUUUUUGAAGCGCAGGCAACUCAGUUUUCACAAGACGUCCAGAGCAACUCUGUUUCGUUGCAGACUCCAUAUGUAGAGCAAUUUGUGUGUCCUGCUCCGUCGCAGCCGGAAAGAGUCAGUUUCGAGCCAAUUGGCAGCAAUGGUAUCAAACUCAAUUGGCUGGCAGCACCAGUUCCCACUUACGAAGACAGAAGUCCUGAUUCGGAAGUAUUCUACGAAGUCAAGAUCUCCGGAGGUCGAACAGAAACUGGAAUCACCAAAAACAUGUUUGACUGGCCCGAACAACUGGCAUCAAUGACUCUCUACAUACUUUCAGUCAGAUCUGCUUUCCUUUGCGAGCAAAACAAUGAGAAGACAGUUUCAAAUUGGGUUCAAAUUAACGCGUACACAGCUCCGGCCAAGCCCAAUUUCAUCAUUUUGGAAGAAGGCGAGGACUUUGUUGAGCUUCAACUGGAAAACUAUCGACAGUAUGAUUCCGUUACUUUGUUCGUGGAUGGGCAGACGAUUGCGAGUAACCCUCAGUUUUGGCCAUUUGUACUGCGAGACCUGAACAACGGACGAGACUACAAGUUAGCGGUUGUUGUGGAGAAAUUCGGUCUUCAUACAGACAGUGAUGUCUUGACUUGGCCAACUGAGCGACCGGUGAAUACGGCGUCAGCAAGAACUGGAAACUCAGAUGAGUCCAACUUGGCCCCAAUUAUUGGCUCUGUCGUGGGAGGCCUGGUGGCACUGAUCCUUUUGGCUGUUCUGGUGGUUGCAAUUAUAUUCCUUUGUCGAAAGAACGAAGGAGGAUGUGGUGGAAGCAAUCAGGAUGCAAAGACAGUUGACACUGAGUACGAAGAACCCGCUAAUUAUUACAGUACUGCUCUCCAACAAAGCAACUCACCAACUGCACCCAAUUUGUGCAACAACCUGAACUACGCCACAAACCCCAUCAUCACGAACCACAACAACCCAAAUAUGAACUAUCUUAACGCUGACAAUUUGAAUCCGAAUCAGGAAUACGAUAACCAAAAAUACCUUCCUGAUUAUGACGGAUACCAAAAAGAGACUCACCCUUCUGCUGAUGACAACCAAUCUUUGUAUGUGACAGCCCCACCUGUUGAGGUCCAGGACAAUGUGUACAUUGCUGUUCAGCCUAACAACAAUGCUGAUGCUGAUACCAAACAAGAGGAGCCAAAUGCGUAGUGCAUACGCAUGGUUACGUUGUGCAUAAUUUUGCACGAAAUGGCGUACAACUCGUGUAUAUAAACCGAAAAAAACCUAUGAAUACAAAGAACUUAUCUUACCGUUUAC